Messenger RNA from Cyclospora cayetanensis, 1485 nucleotides. RefSeq lists its product as uncharacterized. NCBI's taxonomy places the organism in Eukaryota, Apicomplexa, Conoidasida, Eucoccidiorida, Eimeriidae. The record is from RefSeq and is a predicted model, not a curated record. The coding region runs from base 1 to 1485 and encodes 494 amino acids. The transcript is spliced from 4 exons.
AUGGAGGAGGAGCGUUGCGCCUUUGGCGCCGUCCGUGCGAACGGCACGGAACCCCUUGCAGCGUCUGCGGCCCAGGCUGCUAGUCAGCAUCCGACGGUGCAUGCAGACACCGUGGUGAUGCCUGAUUCAGAGCAGUCCCAAGGAGACCAGCAAACGUGUGAUGACUUGCCCACUCUGUCUGCUAGAGGACCACUGAACGGAGUUGUCAGCGGAAGUCGCCCUCCCACACUCCCCCUGCAGUCCUCGCAGGCUUCUCUUCUUACGGACCAGGAAGCGAGUGAGGAGAGCAUGUUACGCAGCCUCACCGCAGCAUCGGGAAGCUGUGCGGGAGCAGAGGCGCCCACAGCUUCACGGCCUCACGGGGAAGCAGCCAUGGAAGUCGAAGCACAGGAUAACCGAAAUGGUGAUUUGGGUCCUGAGCCGUUAGAUGUGGGACCAGUCCCGAAUGGAGUAGCGAAAGCAGUGAACGAGGCAGUUGCUGUCGAGGGUUCAGGAGGUGUUACUGCGGAGACAGUUGCACUCGGCGCUGUUGGAGACGACACGGGUGAUGCGGGAGGCGCAGAGAGCGACGGCAAGGAAAGCAACGAUAGUAUCUGCAAUGAAUGUGGUGGGGGGGGGGAAGUUGUCUGCUGCGAUGGUUGUGUCAAGUCAUACCACGCAGAUUGUCUUCCGGUUGUCGCCAGGCCUCGCCUUCGAGCCAACGCAGAUGACUGGUACUGCCCAGAAUGUGCCUCAGCAGCGGCAGCACCCUCCGCUGCGGCUGCAUCAUCUCCUGGGAACCCUAAGCCAGCCACUGGCCUCCCAGAUUCACGCUUUGUUCGACAAAAUGCAGCUCCAGUGCCUCCGUCGCCUAUAUAUCAUCCGACUGCCCCGGCGGUUUCGUGGCCCUCCAUGCCGUCUUGUGUUCCUACAAGGCGCAGAAAAACAAAGGCAACGGAGGACUAUGAAACAAGAAUAAAUGUGGGGCCCAAUCAUCAGGUGCCUCACCUUCCAGAUUUUUUCUUGGCCCGCGGAGAGAGCGACUCGCUUUCGACCAUUGCUGAACAAUCCCUAGCUGAUGGCGCACAGAGUCAGGCUUUGGGCCCAUUACUCGUGUAUUCCCCAUAUCUGAUGGAGCGAUCAAAACAACAGUGCUUAGCAGAACGGGCUUCGAAAUCUUGUAUCAACUCGCAGAAGGACUUGGCAGAGUUCCUUAUCAAGUGCUCAAAACGCUGGAAGGUUCGCCCCGGCUGGCAACCUUUUUCACCCGAGUUCGCUUACAAGUUGUUGCACCGUGCCAACUACGACCCAGAGAGAGCACUGCGGAUGAUGGACGACUCUGCUUUUUGCUUUCAGAGUGUAUGCGAUCCACCCCUCCGAAAGUACGAAAACAAAUGGAAGCGACGGGACAAACGAGGGACGUUUCCGAGUUCGCCUUACCCUCCUCCGGUGGUUGUGCGCGGCUACUUGAAUGAGAAGCAGAGGCAGCUCCGCAUGGGCAGGUGA